Cokeromyces recurvatus is the source of this 995-nucleotide messenger RNA. Its product is annotated as AAA domain-containing protein. Gene Ontology annotation, biological process: DNA repair. The transcript has 2 exons. NCBI's taxonomy places the organism in Eukaryota, Fungi, Mucoromycota, Mucoromycetes, Mucorales, Mucoraceae. Bases 276 to 782 code for a protein of 168 amino acids. The record is from RefSeq and is a predicted model, not a curated record. Gene Ontology annotation, molecular function: double-stranded DNA binding; polynucleotide 3'-phosphatase activity; ATP-dependent polydeoxyribonucleotide 5'-hydroxyl-kinase activity.
AUAAAAAUAAAAAUAAAUAAAAAAUACGUCAUACUUUUAUCCGAUUUUGGGGGAUAGAUUUCUUUUUUGCCCUUUUUUUUUUCUUAGCGUUUCUAGUAUGUCAAAUCGAAUGCUUGUUUUGGUUGGCUUACCAGGUUCUGGUAAAAGCACUAUAUCAAACAAGCUAAUUCAAUGUAAACCGGUAAAUAUAAUACGCUUCAAAAAAUUAGUUUUUUUUUUAUUUUUUUUAUUUCUGAAUUUAUUUUAAGGAAUGGCAACGUGUGAAUCAAGAUGAUAUGAAAUCAAGAAAAGCAUGCGAGAUGUAUACAAAAAAGUUUUUAAAUCAAAAGCAAAACGUUAUUAUUGAUCGAUGUAAUUUUGAUCGAGAACAAAGAAAAACUUGGAUUGAGAUUGCACAACAUUAUAAAGUGCCUAUCGAUUGCAUUGUGUUGACGGCUGAUCAAACGGAAUGUGGUAACCGUAUACUUGUACGUGAAAAUCAUCCAACAGGUGUUAGCGGUAAUGAGGGUAUUCACGUAUUAAGGCGAUUUGUAAAAAAUUAUCAUCCUCCUACAUUAGAUGGAGGGGAAGGCUUUUCUCGUAUUCUUUAUCUAAAUCCUAGCCCAGAUCCAGUUUGUACAACUGAACGAAUUAACGAAAUAUUUACAUUACUAGAAGCAUGUCCGCUUCUUAUACCUGAAUAUGUACCUACUCAUUACGAGAAGCCUAAAAUUACAAUAGACAGUGACGGAUGGGCAACAAUACCAAAAAGAAAUAACAACAGCAGCGAUAAUAAGCAAUAAUAAUAAACCAAUAGUACUAAACCAAAUUUCUAUACAUAAUAGGAUUAAAUGGGCUCUAUUUACAUUUGUUUAUUUAUUGCCUUAAUUGAAAUGCAUAAGAUAAUUAUUGAGAAAGAUAAAAAAAAAACUUACGAUAAGCGAUCCGAACCAUACAUAUUAAGAAUGAUACUUUAACUUAAAAAAAAAGUAUAACUGCCUUUGUGCUUAAAAAAG